GUUGUGCUCGCUCUGUUCCGGCGGCGGCAGCAGCAGCAGGGCGGGGUUUGUUUUGAGAGCGGACCGGAGGGAGACGACUCAACAGGGAAGAUGGCGACCGCAGGGUCUGCCGAACGGCCUGGCAGACCGGCCAGCGCCGCCACCGGCAGGUCCACCUCCGGACUAAGAGCUGGGCGCGGCUCCGGGUUUGGUUCCAGCCUGCUGGAGGACGAGGUGACGGAUUGCGCGGCGUGCGCGGCUGCGGCCGAAAGCCCGCCCUCUGGACACCCGGCCUGUCCGCUCUGCUUAGCCCGGAGACACUCCGGCAACAAGGAGCGGCUCCGUCGGAGGAGUGACCCCGAGAGGAGCUGCAGCAGACCCGGCAGGAGGGACUGCGACAACCGCAGAGAGUUCUUUGUGUCUCCUGCUGUUGUCCCAAAGUGUGUGGAGGUUUUAUCAGGAGUGUGCGCGAAACACAAGCUGUUGUUGUCGUCAUGUGACGACAGAGAUGAAUUCAGGAGAUGUAAAGAUGAACCAGUGCGCCGUGAUGAAGGAGUUCUGUCUGACUCUGAGAACGAGGAGCCGAUCAACAGGAGGAACCGAAACAUCUCUGCAUUUGUCAGAAAAACAAAGAUGUUGUCGGCCACCACAGGUGGUUCUCAGAGGAGUCGAAGCUGCACUGACCCUGUGGAGGACAGAGGAGGGAAAGUGAAGGUUGCUGCCCAUCCUGCCAUAAUGGACCGGGUCGGGAUUAGUCACAGCUUCACUGCCGGAAUCCUCCUGUCUUCUGAGAACAGUCGCUCUGUCUCCGCACCCAUUGCCACCCCUGACCGAAAGCUCACUUGGCGAGCUGUGAUGACAUCAUCGUUGUCAUCUUCUACCCCUGUGGUUGUGCCCCCGCCCCGCCCCGAACGCUCCAUUAGCCCUGAGAGUAACGACAGCAUCUCAGAAGAGCUCAAUCACUUUAAGCCCAUCGUCUGCUCACCGUGCACGCCGCCUAAACGGCUCCCAGAUGGUCGCCUCAUGGAGCCCACCAUUGUGAAGUCCACACCACGGAAUCUGACGCGUGGCCUGCAGAAGUCCACCAGCUACGAGGCAAGUCCUGCAGUGCUGCAGAAGUGGAGGCAGAUUGAACUUGACCGCCAGAACCUCAAAGUCAACUCCAAGGCCACACUGACGAGCCCUGUCACCGAGGUGCAUAACAAGAUCAGCAGCAGGGAGGAUGUUGCAAAAACUCGCACAUCUGCCGCUGAUAGUGAGGGGGUGACGUCCAUCAACAAGAGGAGGCUGCUGUUUGAUCCUCCAGCCGGAGACACGGCUGCCUUCCAGAAGCAGUCCGUAAAGAUCCGGGUCCCUGCAAUCCGCUACAGCACUGAGACAGUGGCGUUCAGAGGAAGCUCGGACUUUGAUUCAACAGUCCUCGUUUCUGAGUCAUGCAGUGGGGCGGCACUGUUCAGCCGAAAACAAUCUUUUUCGCCGUACUCAAAGAACUCUAGUUUCCAGUCGUGUAAAUUAGUGCCAAAGGAUGCGCAGAGUCCAAGGAAGGAGUUGGACAGUGGUGUCCACAACCAGCCUACCUCAAGGCGAGGCAAGAAGAGGAAGCAGAAGACCAAACACCUGGAGUCGGACUGUGAUGCCAACCUGAAGAGGAGCUGUUCACUCAACCAGGACGCCUUUGAUGAGCAAUAUGUCUGCCAGAUCCAACAGGAGCGACAGGACCGCAUCCUGGCACUGAAGCUGCAAAGACAGUUCGACCUGGAGAAUCAGACCGUCAACCGCAGGCGCAGCCCUGAUGCUUACUUCCUGCGGUCCUGGAUGUCCAAUCAGAAUCGUAGGAGGCGUGGCCUGAGGAGAUCCCGACGACUCAACAAGAAGCACUAGAGCAGAUGGAUCUGCUUAUGUGGCACAAAGUCAGACAGGAAGGGUUUCAUAUAUGCAAAGUGGCAAAUGUUUAAUGAAUCCUGAACUUGUUUAUUCAAAUGUUUGUUUUUUACACCAGCACACUGCUGUUGUGACAGUGGAACUUCAUCAGCUGUGAUAGUCAGACAUGACUCAAAACUUCUAAAUUGCAAUUUAAAAAUGAACAAAUCAAUUUCAUUAUUGACCUGGUCCAGGCCCUGGUCCUGGCCCUUGCCCAAGUCCAGCCGCCUCUGCCGUUGACCGUCUUCCAGUCUGAAUCUUUACAGACAUUUCUCUGCUUUCUGUGCAGCUCUGCCUGGUAAGAAUCAUGGGGACUGUAGUCCAGCCCACACACAUGUGGAGGGAUUGACACCUCAAGAUCACCCCUGAAUCUGAAUGGACCCGAUGGACCUGAAGGGCUUUCCUUGUUUUGUUUUUUUGUUUUUACUGAUGCCACAUGAGCUUUACUGGUGCACAUUUUAUAAAGUUACACUAAAGCUUUGAUCUUAAUCCAAUCUGACAGUGUUCAGAUGUGUGUAUGUUAAUGCUGAGUGCCAAAUGACCAGAGACUGUGUGAUGAUGAUGAUAAUAAUGAUAAUUAUGAUUAUGAUGGUGGUUUUAUAUGAUGAGAAACUAAAGACCUGAGAUGA
Solea senegalensis (Senegalese sole) is the source of this 2528-nucleotide messenger RNA. It is a transcript of the gene rnf169, whose product is annotated as ring finger protein 169. NCBI's taxonomy places the organism in Eukaryota, Metazoa, Chordata, Actinopteri, Pleuronectiformes, Soleidae. The transcript has 6 exons. Gene Ontology annotation, biological process: double-strand break repair. The record is from RefSeq and is a predicted model, not a curated record. Gene Ontology annotation, cellular component: nucleus; site of double-strand break. Gene Ontology annotation, molecular function: ubiquitin-protein transferase activity; nucleosome binding. The coding region runs from base 91 to 1860 and encodes 589 amino acids.